GGGGGGGAUUACAGCGUAGGUUGCAGUUCUUGUAGCUUUAACGUCGGUUUAGUGUCGACACGGCUAUGGAGACAAAGACGAAUCUAUAAACUCGAUUUACGACGAUAUAUUUAAGAUAUUGAUUUAGUCUAAGUUAAUGUGUAUGAUUAAAUAAAUUUUCAGCGGAUUCUUACUCCAAGGUGAUUAAGAUUACGGUUCAGAAGGUUUCGUGAAGUAGCUAGCUCUUUUGGCUAGCUGAACUAGCUUCUUGCUAGCGCUGUUUAACGAGAGAGCUUCUCCGAUAACCUUGGGAGUGUGAGUAGUGUGAAGAUGGUGAGACCUCACUCGGGUUCUCCUCGUUCCAGACAGAGGUCUUUCUCUGAUAGCAGUCACAGUGAGCACCAUGGAGGGCGACUGGGCCCAGCGUCUAGGGGGUUUCGAGGCCCCCCAGGUAAGGCCCCUCCCAGCUGGAGAGAGGGCAACAGCGCAGGGCAUUCACCUUACCCCAGGGACAAGAGACCUAUGAUGGGAGAACUGAGAGAGAGACCGCACGGACACUGGAUGCCUCAGAACCACGAUAAUUUUAGACCGUACCCCAUGUCUCAGGAAUCUCAGCGUGGCCGCAGGAGGUCCUCCCCAUCCCGUGUGAAUCACCCUCCGCCUGUGCAACACCGCCACUCCCCUCAUGGACCACCUGGCCCCCAUAGGCCCUUCCACGGGAACCAUUCUGGCCACGUUUCUCCUUCUUCCCGAUAUUACCACAGCCCUCCGUCGGAUCGCAGGGGUCCGUCACCACAUAACACCUUCAGAGCCCCGCAACGAUACCAAAACUCUCCUCACGAGCAUGAGAGGAGUUUGGGUCCUGGAAGGCAACCAAGCCCCAGGGAGAGGCCCUUUGGGCGUCUGGCCCACAGAGGGCAUCGCUGGAAUGGCCCAGGGGGUUACCCUCACCCCAACGGGGAGCCCAGGCCCUCUGUCUCACCCCUGAGAAAACCCAGAGAGUUCCAUGAGAGGAACUCGUAUCCAGAGAGGUGGUCUACAGAGAGAGAUCCACGGAAGCUGCACGGAGAUGCCGGCAAGGGGCGAGGGAGGGGAAGGCCCGGGCACCACGCCCCCGAGUGGCCGCGUAGGGAAGGGGGUAACCCGUACCCUCGCCCCCCUUACAGAUCUCCAUCAUGGAAAUCUGGUCCACUGUCUUCCAACUCGUCUUCCAGAUUCCCUGCACCUCCACGCCCACAGGAGAGGCCUCCCAUGCGUCCUAUGAAGAGGAGGAUUCAGGAAAUGGGACGCCUGCCGCCUCCCGAGCUCGAGCACGGACCGCCCAAACGCUUACGUAGAGAGAUGCCCGUACGACCGAUGCCUCUGAAAGGUUUCGGAGGUCGCUGCCUGUCCCUCAAGGACAAGUCUCGGCUGUUAAAGGGGCGCAAGUUCCGAGCAGAAUCCGUCACACGGUUCAGAAUGCCCCCACCGAGGCCCAGGCCAUCAGACAAGAUGGAGAGGAGCAAGCUGGUGGAAGCAGAGCAUGUGGGCGAAUCCUCCAGACUCCCUCCCCGCAAGAUUCCUCUAAAGAAAAGUGUGAAGAGGCAACCGUCUCGAGAGUCACCCACAGACAUCGAUUCCAAAUCUGCAGAUCCCGAAAUGGACUCCGAGACUCAGGUGGAAUCCCGACGCUCUGUACGAGCACGCAGCUCUUCACCCAUAGACAGACAGCUGACCCAUGACCUGGUCGUGGUUUCUCACUGGGAAGCUGGAACGAGAAGCUCGAGUCCUAAGAGCAGCACGUCCUGGAAGAGCAGAAUGUCCCAUAAUAAUAAAACUGGUGAGAAUCCAGAUCACCGCUUUGGAAGUUCAGCACGUGACCAGAAGCAGCGACGGCUGAUGGAUGGUCCGGGAAAAACACUUCGUAAACCUGGACCUUUUCAGAAACCUGGGUUCCGUCCUGCCCCUGUUCUUCAGAAGGGCUCUGAUGGUGUCAUCAGGAGACCACUGAUGGCCCCCACACUGAUGCGUCCCGCACUCCAUCAGAAACCCGUGUUCAGGAAAAGUCAGAGCAUCAUGAACAAGUACAGGAACAUGCAGACACUCCGCCACAAAGCCCCGCCGCACCCUCGCCAAGCCACAAGCUACCGCCGCUGGUGAAGUCUAGACUGAAUGCCUGGGUGUUGAGUGUAACGCUGCAGAUAACUGGAUAGAUCUCCAGAGUGUCUGUUCUUUCCCAGAAUUCCUGACUGUCCCCUGGUUAUUAUUCUGUGUGUAUCCCUUCACAGCUGCCAAAGUUUACUUUAAUACAUGAUUCAUGCUUUAGUUUUCAGUCUGGUGACUUCAUUCUUACACACCCACAUGGAGUGAGUGAUGAUGAUGAUGAUGAUGUACAGAAGAUCUUGAGGUGUUUUGUCGGAGCUGUGUGAUUAACGUGUCCGGCGCUGGUGGUGCUGCUGAUCUGAGUUUGAGUGCUGAUGUUUAAUGAGUUCCUUUAGUUCACUGCAUUCUUUUGUUCUUUAAAGCUCUUUGUACAGCUCUUUAAUUGUGUACAUUGUUUGUUUAUAGAAAUUUCAAUAAAACAACUGGAACUUU
This is a messenger RNA of Hemibagrus wyckioides, 2553 nucleotides long. RefSeq lists its product as uncharacterized. The transcript has 10 exons. The record is from RefSeq and is a predicted model, not a curated record. Lineage: Eukaryota; Metazoa; Chordata; Actinopteri; Siluriformes; Bagridae. Bases 310 to 2118 code for a protein of 602 amino acids.